Molecule: messenger RNA, 1723 nt
Organism: Sander lucioperca (pikeperch)
Lineage: Eukaryota; Metazoa; Chordata; Actinopteri; Perciformes; Percidae
Product: E3 ubiquitin-protein ligase NEURL3
Exons: 6
Coding region: 58-1047 (329 amino acids)
Molecular function (GO): ubiquitin protein ligase activity
Source: RefSeq, a predicted model, not a curated record
UUGUGUUUUGAAAGCACACGUGCUCCGUGUUUUAAAGGCUGCUGACUCUCCUGCUUCAUGACAAAUGAACCAAGAAACAGACGUGAACACAUCUUCUCUCAAGACACGAAGGAAAGCUCUUUCUGCUUCUGCAAGAUGGUGAAGGAGAGCAGCAACGGGAACUCUGUUGUUGGGGCGGAGGCGUCCCACAGGUGCAGCCUGUCCUGCCUCGGCCCUCUGACCUUCCACCCUCGCGCCGCGGGCGACAAGGUCCGGCUGAGCCGAAGGUGUUGCCUCGCUGAGAGGACAGACGACACGUUCAAGAACGGCCUGGUGUUCAGCAGCCGCCCGGUGAAGAUCCAGGAGAGGCUCCGUCUCAGGGUGGAGAAAGAUUUGCGCAGCUGGCACGGCGCCCUGCGCGUGGGCUUCACCACCGUCCCGCCCACGGCCAGAUCUCUGCCGCUCCCCGUCAUGGCCAUCCCCGACCUCACCGAUGUCCCAGGCCACUGGGCUUUCCCUGUGAAUGAAUCCCUCUGCAAGGCGGGUUCGGAGCUGCAGUUCUGGGUCUCUCACGGAGGCUCCGUGUACGUCUCCAGCAACAACACCAAGGCGCACAAGCUGCUGACGGGGGUGGACCUCAGCCGGCCGCUGUGGGCCAUGAUCGAUGUCUACGGGCAGACGAGCUCCAUUUUUCUCCUGGGCUCAGAGAAAAGGGAGCUGCUUUACACCAGACGGUCCUGUCCUGCACCUGAACGCCUCACCUCGCCUCACCUCGACAACCGCUACAGUUUGUCUCGAGUCUCGAGCCUCUGUGGAAACAGCGAUGAAUGCAUCUCCCUUCUGGAAGGCCCAGCAGGUGGAGGCUGCGUGUCAGACUGCGUGGUGUGCAUGGAGGAACAGGCCAGAAUCACUCUGCCUUGCGGCCACCGCUGUUUGUGUAACGCAUGCGCCUCCAGAGUCUUGGAGGACUUUGGCACGUGCCCGCUGUGCCGACACCAGAUCAGAGCUCCGUUGGAGGAGAGGUCGCUGACAUCCGGCAGGAUUCACCAAAAAACAAGCUACCAAUGACUGUAACGCAGGAAACACUUUGAGGAGCAGCGACCUAACGAGUCCUGGUUGCCGCAGCGAUUGAAGCCGAGCCAGGAACCCUUGUUCACAUGUCAUUCAACUCUCUCUUCCAUAGAUAUACAUUAGCCUAUAUACGUAGAUAGCGCUUUGGCCGCUGCUGUUUAUGAGAACGGACGCCAAUUUUAGAAAUUCGGACGUUCUGCACCUUCUAAUGCAUGUUUGUCCAUGGAGGCAGAAGGUUUAUCCACAAUUAAAAUUAACAUUUCUUGCUGAAUUUCCAAACGAUUUUAAGCCGUUUGCUAACCCUAACCCUAACCCUAUGUAUCUGUGAUAGAUGCAGGUUUUCAAAAACCAAAAUAUUGUAUCUUGUGUAGAUACUGUAGUAACAGUACGCAGCUCUUUUCCACAGAUAUGUAUGUAUAUAUAUAUAUACAUAUAUAUACAUAGGCCUACAUAGAUACCGCAUUAUUAUGGAACCCACCGCAGUUCCAGAGAAGACCCGCCCUUCAAUAGCAUUUGCGUGCUACAAUUGGCCAGGCAUCCAUGCCCUAACCCUAUCCCUUGACCAAUCAGCUCUCCUAACCUUAACUACUUGAGGUCCGUGCCUAAACCCCAACCAAUCGGGCUGCUUCGUAGGGCGGAUCUUGUGUGUUCCACAAAUAAAUCAUCAUUUCUC